Symbiodinium sp. CCMP2592 is the source of this 8964-nucleotide messenger RNA. NCBI's taxonomy places the organism in Eukaryota, Dinophyceae, Suessiales, Symbiodiniaceae. The record is from the annotation of a GenBank genome assembly.
AUGGUCAAGUGCUUCUCAAGAAAACAGUCAGUGACGGCCUUAAGCUCGCGGAAGCAGAGUUGGCCGUGCUCACCGAAGCUUGCUGAGGAAGCUGUCUACUUGCCUCUGCUGUUUGAAACGCUCCUUCAAGGCCUGCCUGCCGGUGACCUGUCGUCAGACAGUGAAGCGGCAUUGUCAAUUUCAAAAAUGAAAGGCCUGCUGCGCCGAGUACGGCACUUGGAGCUUAGGCAUAGGUUCCUACAGGAGCUUGUGCAAAGCGAGAGACUGCACCUCACCUUCAUCCAAGGAUGCUUGAAUCCGAGCGAUGGGCUCACGAAGAGUCCUGAAGAAGCGAUGCUCCAGCAUCUGCUGGAAACGUGUGGACUUGAGCGGAUCUGUGAGGAAGACUUGCAGGCCCUGUGUGCCCCUGACCACCUGAGAGAACGUGUGGAGGAACUGGACAAUCUCAACGAGAAGCUGGAAGAGCUUCCUGAGAACUUACUGAAGUCCAGUGGCCGUGGAUUUGGCUCUGGGCAAUUGCAGGCGGCUUUCGAUAGUCGCGAGGAGGCGGCUGAACUAAUCGAAGUGUUCUUGCCAGGCAUCAACCGAGAUGGGAAAUAUCAGAGAGCAGACGUUCUUGUGGCAUGGGCACGGGAAAAUGAAUCAGUGAUGAAGCGACAGCGAAGAGAGUCGUUGCAGGGCAUGUGGGAGGUAUUACCCCAGCAGCGUGUGACGCCGAAGCUGGCAGACACCUUCGAUGAGCUGGCAAGGAGCAACCCGCUUGUCCUGCUACCGGCACUGCAGCGGAAGAGGCGCUUGCUUAGAGAAAAUACCGACGCUACGCAGCGAGCAAAGGAGGAGCAGCUGGCGAAGAAGAAGUAUGCCUUACAACUGGCCGAGAUACUUAAGCAGGCGAAGUUGCCAUUGGUGCAACAGCUGGAGGGAGUGGACCGGACAUGGCUGCAGUGCGUCCAUGAAGUGCAGUGGCCAACUAGCGUGCGGCAGCUGAUUGAUUAUAGCAAUGAGAGAUAUCAAAGCGAGUGUGGCAAGACAGUGCUGAACAGUUUCCAGGCGUCGCUGGCCGUCUUGGAGCAAGUGGGAAAGGUCGCAGAGACACAGCGGCUGUCGAAUGAUACAACUUGGAUGGCACACUUGAAGUCGUUAACAGCAGACUUGGUGGGUGCGCAAGCACCUGUACAGCAAGCACCCAUGAUGACGGUGGCGAUGAUCAUAUCACUUGAACUGCACAUUGCAAGAGAGGAUGAACCAGAGUAUGUACGGGCAAUGGCAUUCGUGGCGCUGCUGGCCGUGUAUGGUUCAAUGCGAAUGGACGACUUGCAAGGGAUGCUGCCGGCCACCAUGCGGCUUACAGCACAGGGCUUCAAGGCCACUCUGGGACGCACCAAGACGACGGGCGCAGACCGUCGCAACAAGGAGGUCUCGGUCUUCAUACACAGGCAGGCAGGAUUGUCCGGGUUUGAUUGGCUGGGUGAGGGCUUUGCGCUUUGGAAGAAGUAUACUCAGCCGAGAGACUUCCUUGUCAUGAUCGCCAGGGACGAUUGGAAAGGGCCAACUAAGCACUUUGCUAAGAGCGAGGUAGUUGCAGGCUAUGUGCGUGAGGUCUUCAAGAGGCUAGCAACGCCGAAGUUUGAGGAUGGGGCCUAUCGCCUCAACUUGCAGAGGUACCUCUUGGUGGAAGGGGCCCAAGGCUUCUUUACGGGGCAUAGCCCACGCAAUUGGCUUACUUCAGCAGCUGCGGUGUUGGGAUGGUCUAAGGAUCAGAGGGAUUUCUUGGGUCGUUGGAUGAUCGGUGGUUCGGGUUCUGCCGACUACACGCGCACUGCAAGGGAGGUUGUGCAUCGCAUACAGAUUGGAGUCUGCGAAGCAAUUGUCACCGGCAAGGGUGGCGAGUAUCAAGAGAGUGAAGCCCUCGAAGAGCUAAAAGCCUUUGUGGACGAACGUGGAGGUUCAGGUGCAUUGGCGAGGCGGCGGCAUGAUCUACUUAGGACUGUGGAAGGCGUACGCUGCUUGGGCACCAAGUGGCCUGCCAUUGAGCAGGACGAUGCAGAUGCCAGCGAAGAAGAGGAGGCACCGGAAGCGAUGAACGUUGAGGGUAGUGCCACAAAGUACUUCAUUAGCAUCAGUCGUAAGACGGGCCAUCGCAGGCUGCACUUGAAUGGGCCGUGCCAUGUUAAGCCACAUCAUUGCAAUAGGGUCGAGUUUGUCGAGCGUGUCGCAUUGGAUCAGAUCGACAGCAUUUGUCGUGAUUGCAAGCAUCGUAUGAGGGAAGAUCAAGGUGCCGAGGACGAUCAGGACACAAGUAGCGAGAGCGGGUCCACAAGUGACUCGAGCUGCGAAGAGGGGUGCGGCAUGUACAUGGCUGUUUGCAUGGAUAGCAUGGCGUUGCCCAGUGAGGCGGAUCAGAGAGCAGAAGUGGCAAAGAUGGAUUCUGACUUGCAGUAUGUGCUUCAGGAAGCCAGUGCGUCACUGGCCACGCAAUAUCAGGUUGCGCGGCUCCAUCAGAGUCGCAGGCGAUUCCAGGCGAUCGCCGAUAACCGCGAAGGUGCCCGGACAGCUGCACGUGAUUUCGGGAUUAAUCCUGAUACACCGGCGGGCCGUGUUGAGGUGGCAGCUAUCGUAGCUGCGUGGGAACUUGCCAAGGAGUAUGCCAGUAAAGAAAUCGAGCUACGUGCAGAGGCGAAAGUUCUAGGCCAUAAGAGAAUCUUGCAAGUGCAGGAACGCCAAGCUAUGCUGAAGGCAGUGACGGAUGCAUACGGGAAGAUGAAUGAAAGCGAGACGCCAAGUGCAGAGUACUUGGCAACAAAGGCCGAGGAGUGCGAGAGCAAUGAGCCUCUCGCAAGUUCGCUUGAUCGCAUCUCUUCAAAGAAGGAUUCGCAGGUGGAGAGUCUCCAGACUAGCAUUGAUCCGACCGGGCAUGUUCGGGUGACAAAGACAAUGCAGAAGUUGGAAAUGCCACAUCACUCAGAGGGCUAUAGACGCUUGAUGAAGGUCGAGGCACAUGCAUGGCUCUGCAUGAGUGCACGGUUUAAGGCAAAGGCUUGGUUGCAAGGGCUUCAGCUUGAUGAUUUCACUAAGUUUGUUGAGUACAUCUUGGGAGAUCGUGUUGGCAACCUAAAGUUGCCCACUGCUUCAGGGCAAGAGACGCAGUUCAACAGGCCUCCAUGGAACAUCGUCUUGAGUUAUGAAUAUAAGUUGAGGGUUGAAGCUUUCAAGAUGAUCCUGGAGGGAACCGCCACCAUGGCAGAGGCACUUCGGGCAGUGCGUGAGGAUCCAUCGCUGAAAGAGGCUUACUUUACAACACCUCUGGCAUUGCACACAGCUGGUACGCCUACCAAGUUUCGGAAGGGCAACAGCAAAGGAAAGGAUAAGCAGCAAGGGCAAGAGAUUCCACCGCCGCCAGCGCCGCAUCAGAACGGGUGUUUCGGCGAGCACCCAGCCUCGCAGCACGAAGCCGCGACAGCGGGCCAACCUGUGGCAUCCAGGGUGGUUCAUGUCUUUGCAGAUCCUGCUGAGCGCUUUGAUUGGGCACCGCAUCUCAGCAAUAGCAUGUCGCAGCCAGAAUUCGUCGCUUUUGGAUUUGAUGCAAACAACCUGUUUUGUGGUCAUGCUUGGGAUCAGUUGUUUGAGCUUGUGAAACAACCGAAAACCGUGAUCUUGAUCUCGCCUCCUUAUGAUACUUUUAGUCGGGCGAGGCAUAAGCAACCUGGGCCACCGCCACUUCGCAGUGACAAGUGGCCCAGAGGUUUUCCAUGGCUUAAGGAUUCGUCUAUGCAGAAGGUGACUUCUGCCAAUCAUUUUAUCGACCAGUGUUUGAAAGCAACAGUUUUCGCGGCCGAGGCUGGCAAUUUCUUCAUGUGGGAAGCGCCGGAACACUUCGGCCGCACCGCUGAUGGCAUUGUGCCGAGCUCCAUUUGGGUUUGGCCUGAAUUACUUGACUGCAUUCCGCGUUUUGCGGCCACAACCUUUGUGCAUUACUUAUGCGAGUUCGGGGCGGACUGGGCCAAACCGACGCGUUACUUGAGCAAUUUGCCUUUCUUCCGUCACUCCCCAAGGCCCUUGACGGGGUUGCCGGUGCUGGAUGCGGAUCACCGCUACGUUGGGCAUCAUUCAACUGCGAUGCCUAUGUCGACGCGGGUUCUAACGAAGUACUUGCAGCAGGUUGCACCUGGCUUUCAAGCAUCUGCUAUCGCGAUCUUCGAUGAUGUCAGGACGGGUGUCCACCGUGAUGCUCGGAAUGCACACUAUCCGAACAUGGUAGUGCCGUUAUCCGACUUUGAAGGUGGCCAGAUCUGGCUGGAACAGCAAGGAGGCGACGUUUGGGAGACAACGCCAGAAGGGCAGAGACCGGGUGUCCUCUUGGAGGUUUGUAAGGGUCCGGUAAGCUUCGAUGCCUGGCGGUCGUACCACGCUACGCGGGCGUGGAAGGGCCGUCGGGUGGUGAUGGUAGCUUACAUGACUGACAAGCUUGGCAAUGUUGAGGCUUCCGACUUAGUUCACCUUAAGGCAUUGGGCUUUGAGUUACCACUUGACUUGGCUGCAUCGAAUGGGGAGACUUCGGAAGCUCUGGGUACCGCCGAGGGCCCAAGCACACGAGACACAGCACCACCCGUGCCGUUCAGACCAGAGGCGUGCGGGAACCGAGGCAACCCCAUUCGUGUUGAGUGGGAAGGUCAGGAGGCUGACAUGACAGACGGGUUCGGGCUGUGUUCCCCGUCGCGAUGGAGGCCGAUGGAUCGGGGGCAUCGCCUGGGCCCAGCGGCUACUGCACAUGCACAAUCCAUGUACCGGAUGCUUACGAGCUUCAUCGCCGAGCAUGUACCUGAUCCCCGGCGCUUCUGCUUGAGCCUACUUUCAGGAAAGAUCGAAUCCUCUCCAUUCGCUGGGGAGAAGUUGGAAGCCCUGCGCAAACAGUGGGUCAAGGUGCUGGGUGCAGAAGACAGUCCCGACGUGCUUGAGAUCCCGGAUGCGCAGCCCUUCUUGCUAAGGGCCUUGUCGCUUUCAGCCGAAAGACUUGAGGAUCCAGACUGGGAGAUUUUAACGGAGGGAGUUGACUGUUUCUGUACCGGGGUCCCCUUAGGUCUUAAUUGCGACAUACCACACUUGCCGCAGGUGUAUGAAAGGAAGUGCCAGUGGCGUAAGCUUGAUGAGUCAGAGUUGGAAUUUGACCGGGAAAAUUAUAAGAGUGCCGAGUUGAGCUCCGCCGGGCUCCUCGAAAAGUUUCGUGCAGAAGAAAAACUUGGACGGAUGAAACCGACAACACUCGGAGCCUUGCGUGAGGAGUACAGUGACGACAUGAUCCGCGUGGCCUCAAUGGGGGCAAUCCUCAAACCCGAUGGCAGUGUGCGGCCAUUACAUGAUGGAACGCACGGUGUCAAUGUCAACAACCAGAUACGCUUGGUGAAUCAGUUAGCAGUUCCAGGUCCGGCAGAAAUGUCAUUUUCAGUUCGGCAAUCAGGUGCUAUGCAAGAGAUUCCCUUGGCCGCGACCGCGGAAGUGAGUGCUGCACACAGGUUGGUCUUGCAUCGGAAGAGUGACUGGGCCUUGAUGUCAUGCAGGGCAGAGCAAGGGUCUGACACGAUUUGGAUCAAUAAGGUAGGAACGUUUGGGCUUAGCCCAGCUUCCUUUUGGUGGAGCAGGUUGUAUGGAAUCAUAGGCAGAGUGGUCACCCGUUGCCUACUGCAGCACGCCUUUUACCACUUCGCUUAUGUGGAUGAUGUGCAUCCCACUUUCUACGGGAAGCGGAUGUACAUCAACUUCCUGGUUUGGCUGAUCCUUCAAGAAAUGAUAGGGGUGCCCUUCGCUUACCAUAAGUUUAAGGGGAAAACGCUUGUCGCUUUCAUAGGAUACGAGCUUGACUAUGGCGCCAGACUGGUGGGACUUAGCGAAGCCCGAGGUGCCUGGGUGUGCAACUGGGUCGAUGAGGCACGGAAGGCGCGCUUCGUCGUCUCUGUCAGGAAGUUUGCAGAGUUUCUCGGGAGACUUGGGUUCGUGUCUAGGGUUGUGUACUGGAUCAAACCACAUUUGGCCCCCUUGUAUGCUUGGUCAGCUGCGGCUUCGAAGAGCCAUGUUGCAAAAAUGGCGGACACGGUUAUUCUGACUUUGCUCUACGUGGAGGCAACGCUUAAAGACAUCAACUUCAAGGUCACACCGGGCCGACAACAGGAAGAGAAAGGGCAUCUCUUCCACACGGAUGCGAAAUGCGAUGAUGGUUAUGUUGUCCUAGGAGGUUGGGACUCUAGCCAGGACCUUUCGGUCGCUUCUUGGUUCUCCAUAGUGGUGAAGCCUGCGGAUGCACCGUACCUUUUCGACUCAGCGGGAAAAUCACAAUGGGCGUCAGCAUCAGCCGAACUUUUAGCAACAUUAGCUGCUUUGUGGUUCUUCGGACACCUUAAGGAGAGUAGUUCGCAGAGGCGACUCCCCGUCGCCAUUGCCGGGGCCACUGACAAUCAGAGCAACGAGAAGCUUCUUAAGAAACAGUCCACUACCAAGUGGCCGCUCAUGCUCAUCAACAUGCAGCUCUCACAUCUCCUAAGAAAGGCUUGUCUGAGGCUCAGCUUGACUUGGAAACCACGUGACGAAAAUAAGUUGGCAGAUGCUCUGACAAAUCAGGAUUUCAGCUCUUUCAGUUCCGAACACCGUUUGGAUGUCAGUUUCAGCGAGCUACCACUGGAGCUCUUGAAUCAGUUGUGGUUGUCGAAGUCCGACUUCGAUGCGUCUCGUAAGGCGCUGCAGUCUGCAAGUAAUUUUCUGCCUCAUGCCCCGAAGAGGAAGCGCGAAGGCACACCCUGGCGCCUGUUUGCUGACCUCCCCUUCGUGUCAUUGGAUGACAUUCCUUCGGUCACUUCCUGGGUCGCAGGCCUCACUGAGGAUUUCGCGCUUCAAGAAAAGAAGGCUGCGGUGCAACAGUGGCAAGAUCGUGUUUGUACCAAUGAGAAGCUCAGUACUCGUUGGAUUAAGCGCAAAGCGGAUGAGAAGUUGCAGCAAGAAGCUCAGGCCCCUGACCUUGCGAAGCAUGCUGGUGCUGUCCACCCCGCUGCAUUCUUGCGUGACCAAGCGGAAGUUUGGACAAAACAGUGGACUGCGCCGGAGAGGCACAUUGAUCUCGCUCGCGUCGAGGAGGCUUUCAGGUGCCUUCCUGAUGCGUCCACUCUAUCGACCGGAGUCAUCAGCCUUUCUGUUGAGACCCUUCGUGCUUCGGCUGCGGCCAUGCGCAACAAAGCGGCCGGGCCGGACCAGUGGACGGCGGAGCAACUGCUCCGUUUGCCCACCGCUUGGUGGGAGGCUUUUCUGCAGCUCUGGUUGUUUAUCCUCCAAAAUGGAAGUGUUCCUGAAUGCUGGCGUCGCGUGAUAGUCACUCUGGUGCGUAAACCUGCAGGGGGCACGCGUCCGCUGGGACUGUGCUCAAUCGCGUGGCGUGUUGGCACCCGUGCCAUAAAUCGCAGCCUGCGUGGUUGGGUCCAGUCGUGGGCCGAGCACGGUGCUCUGGGGGCCGCCCCUGCCAGAGGGGUGGGAGAUGCUCAUGCAAGACUUAUGCUCGCCAGGCGUGCUGGCGCCCGGCAUUUUUUGAAACAAGACCUCAGUCACUUUUUUGACUCAAUCCAUGUAGGCACUGCCGUUCACCUCUUGAAUAGGCUAGGUGCCCCUCCCGAACUUGGGCGUCUUCUCGUCUCCUUCUAUGGUGCCCAGCAGAGGCUUUUCAAACAUGAAAGGUACCUGCACGAUCAGUGGACCCCUGUGUCGAUCGGAUGCAUCCAGGGAUGUCCUCUCUCCCCGACAAUUGCACUGGCCUUCGGCCACUUAUGGUCUCGAUUCUGCGCCACCCCGGGCACCAACAACCUCAUCUUCAUAGAUGACCGGGUUCUGUGGCCCUUGCCUGGAAGCGCUCAGCCGGCUCGCCUGCUUGAUGCUGCUCUUGACAAAAGCACGGAGUUCGAUUCCAUCUUUGGAUUUAAGUGUCGCCCUUCCAAGUGUGCAGUCGCUCAGCCUCCUGGCGAGGAUGUGCUCACUGCUUUUGCCUCUGCUAAGGGUUACGAAGUUCAGCACACUCUUGAAAUCUUGGGGAUUGUCAUGCACUUGGAAGAAGAAUCCAACUCCCUCUUGCCCAUGCGUGGCAAGUCACAGCUGAUGGGAGCCAGAUUACUCGUCAAGCGCUGGGCCGCGAUGGUCCCCUUGAACAGCGGCGUGCAGCUCAUGCAACAGGUGCAACCGGAUGGUCUGACGAUGCCCGUCGACCGUGCGCAAGAACGCUUGUUUGCAGCUCCUCUGCCGGAGAAGCCUCCUGCAGCGGCAGAGUCGGACUACGAGGAGUGGCUGGGACGACUUUGUGAACACCUUGAAGAGAUGACGCGACGACAUGACCUGCUGGUCAUUGCGACGGAUGGCAGUUUUUGCCAGGAUACAGGUGCGUGCGCCCUUGUGACGCUUCAGGCGGCCUACUCGUAUGGCGAUGAGAAGGAGGAUCAGAGCUCGUUUAAAUACGAGCUGCUUGGUCUCCUCUCCCUCCUUCGUGCCUUGAAACGGGGACGGAUAAAAACGUCGUGCACCAUUGUUGCGCUUUCGGACUGUCAGUCGGCGAUUGCUGCUCUGGAUGCGCCCAUGUCUUGUUGCCUCCCCACUUGGGCGAAGGAAGCCGCCGCGCUGAAGAAAGAACUUGAGGAUCGUGCCCUGAGCCUGCUGCUUGAAUGGGUGCCCUCGCAUGGCAAGCAUAGCACUUGGGUCCCUAACUCCAAGUUGGACCCUGUGCAAUGCCGGUUCUUGAAUGAUAAGGCUGAUCAUGAGGCCAACUUGUGUCGUCUGCGACGUGCUUCGGGCUCCUUGAGGGAGCAGUGGCACGCUCAGAGAGAAGUUGCUUGUAAGUGGGAGACGGAUGCAAUAUAUGCUUCUGCUGCGUCUGCCAAGAUCCUGCAGCAGCACAUCGCUGAUUCUUUGCAGCGGGUGCAGCCUGCACUGCGUGAGCCGGGCUAA